CAGUAGAAAUAUUUAACAUGAACCUGCGCCCGGCUGGUAGAUUCGCUGAUUGUUCUGAAUCGAGUAUUUCCGCCUUAUUGGAGUCAUUUGGAGUUGGCACUAGUUUUUCAAACGAGACAUAUUUGUCAAUGGAGCACGAAAACCCGAUGGAAAGUUUUCCAAAUAACUUCCGAGUUCCACAGGCCUUUUGUGUUACUCCCGAAAUAACUUGUCUGCCCUCAGAGUCGGCAACAAGUUUAAGCGAAAGCAGCAAAAGCAGUGUUACCCUUCAACUUGUUCAGGAAACAACAUUUACCAAGAAAGAAGGUCGAAAGAUCUUUGAUGUUCAACCACAAGUAAGGUAUGAAAGCUUUAAAGAUGUCCCUGGCUCGACUUGUUGCACUUCAUGUGGGAUCCGGGUCUUGACAUACACUGAAUACCGUGUAAGUAGCGCGACCUGGGCACUAGCAGGUUUGUUAUGUGCCUUUGGCUGUCAUUUUGGCUGCUGUUUAAUACCUUUCUUUAUCAAAUCAUUUAAGGAUGUGAUCCAUUUAUGUCCUCUUUGCAAGACACAGUUAGGGAGAUUUACCCAAGUGUGAAUAAAGGUUCCAUAUUCUGCAGCCGAAACUACUACGAAGGUUAGCGAACCCGAGAAUGGGCCCAAAAUUUUUGUAUCACGACCACACCCAAUAACCCUUGCAGAUUUGUCUACAUUCCUGCGUGUUGUGGUGAGUAUCUGUUUAUCAAUGCUAUUUUAAUGCAUGCAGGAAUAACAAACAACUCACUACAAUACGUAGGAAUGUGGGAAGAUCGGCUAAAAAGAGAGGGUGUUCUCGCAAUAUACAAUUUCGGGCCCAUUCCGCGGUUCGUAAUACAUAUUAAAAAGCUGGAACUUGCACUCCAAAAUCUGCAAAACUAGCAAAAGACAGUGGUUUCAUAAACUAUGGUUUUAUCCAGCGGAAACAGUAACCGUAUUCUCGAGGUUCUCAUGAUGGAAACGCCUACAAGGCUUACAAACGCUCAAGGAACGAUGUUAGGGACAUCUCCGCUAAGACUUACCAGAUUC
This is a messenger RNA of Pocillopora verrucosa, 1045 nucleotides long. RefSeq lists its product as uncharacterized. Lineage: Eukaryota; Metazoa; Cnidaria; Anthozoa; Scleractinia; Pocilloporidae. The record is from RefSeq and is a predicted model, not a curated record. Gene Ontology annotation, molecular function: zinc ion binding.